This is a messenger RNA of Blepharisma stoltei, 2035 nucleotides long. The record is from the annotation of a GenBank genome assembly. NCBI's taxonomy places the organism in Eukaryota, Ciliophora, Heterotrichea, Heterotrichida, Blepharismidae.
AUGAAUUUGAAUCUUCUCGACAACAUCUCUCAAAACUCUCUUUUCUACCAGUUCACAGAGCGAAAAAAAGAAUGUGAAAGCAUAAUCAAUCUUUUCCAAGAAAUUUCGAAUCUUCAGAAUACAUAUUCUUACAAUCUAGAAAAUAUUAUAAAUCAGGUUGCUUUCGGUCAGCUGUCAGGAUCCUUAAAUGAGGCUUGGGCAGCUAUGAAUAAAUAUUUUCUGAAUAAAGCGCAUCAGUCCCAGCAAUUUGCUGAGAAUUUAGAUUCAGAUGUGAUCCCACCCUUGCAGAUGAUGCUGAAAAAUUACAAUUAUUCAUUAAAGAAACUUUAUGGAGAUUGUAAUAAAAUUUCCAAAGAAAAACAAAGGCAGCUGGAAGAGGCAGAAAAUUCUAUAAGAUUUUGGGUCUAAUAAAUAAAAUUAUUAUCAAAAAUUAUUUAUUUUUUAUUAAAAUUAAGAAAAAUUAAGGUUUUUUUAUGCAAAAAUAUAUAGGAUAUCGUAUAAAGUAAAAUAUUGAAAAACCUGCUCGAAUUGUGAACAAAUUUUAUUAAAAUUAGACCCAAAUAAUGACCAAAGCAAAAUAAUCUCAAAUAAAAGCAAAAAAGAAGUAGAAAAACAGCUAAAACUUUAUAUAGAUGCAAUAGAAAAUUAUAAUAAUCUGACUACAGCUUGUUAUGAAGCUUCCUCAAAAUUCGCAAAAGAGCUUCAAAUCGAAAACUCAAAUCUUUUUGACUCCUGCAAAGACUCUCUUACCAAAUUUAUCGUAUACGAAACUUCUGCAUUAAGAAACCUUCAAUAUGAUAUUGAGACUUUUUCCCAAAUAAUUCAAAACCUCGAGCUAAAAGAAAAUUUAGAUUUGCUAACGAUUGACAGUUCCAGCGAAAACUCCCAAGAACUUUCUUAUGAGCCUUAUGCAGGAUCCCACCCAUUUUUCAAAAGCCUUGCCACAAAAGAAAAAAUCACAAGCAAUUUUCAUAUUGAAGGCUUAGGAAAAAUAGGCAGCUUAUAUAAGCGAGAUUUAGAUAAAAUUUUAAAUAGAGCGUACCAAGGAAUCAAAUUAAAUGCAGAGGACUAUCAACAAUUUAAUUGUAUAAUAAAAGAAAACGUUGGGAGAAAAUGCUGAUGUCUAUGCAUGAAUGGGUAUAAAAAUAAAGGCAGCUUUGUGCUGACAGAAGAUGGAUUUUUAUUAGUGACUGAACUUUUAAGCUCUUUUUUGAAUGAAUGUGAAAGAGAUGGGGAUUUAUUAUCAAUAAAAGAGUGCUUAACAUUUUUACAGUCUUUUUAUAAAGAAAAUAGUGAUGGGAAGGUAUUUUUGAAGGAAAAUCUGUGCAGCCACCCAAUAUGAGAAAAUUUGGAAUUAUGGAGUUCCUUGAUACAGUUUUCGAUAGAAAACGAAAUGAAGGAUUGUCAAAAGUAUAUAAAAAAAGAAAAAGAUACAAGUUUGCAUAUAGAAAAUGUGGCAUUUUGUCAGCUUGGGUCGUUUUGUGACACUAUGCAAGCUUUUCAUAUGUAUCUAAUUACAAUGAAUAAAAGCAUUCUUGCUGAUUAUCCUAUUUAAUAUUUUGGAAAUAAUCAGAAUGCUUAUAUUCGCUGCUUUUAUGCAUAUAAAUUUUUUGUAAAUUUAGGGUGGCUUGAUAAAAGAAAAAAUAAUUUAUCUUUAAAAAAUAUUAAUAUUGGGAUAUCUAUUAAAAAUUUUUAUAUAUAUAUAAUUAAGAUAAAAUUUUCCAGAAUUAAAAGGCUUAUUAUGAGACUUUCAAAAAAAUACAAAAUCCCAACCAAAGAUUUGCAAAUUUUAUUAGCAAAUAUUGACCCUGAAAUAGAUGUAACACAAAGUCUUGAGCAUGAAAAAACCCAAGAAGUUUUUAGAGGGGUUCCAAUAUGGCUAAAAGUAAUAGAAGGAGCAGCUACAGCAUUAAGUAAGCGAAGCACAAAUAAGAAUCCUAAAGGUCCUCUAAAGCUUUCUCCGCCACGUUUAGACCGUACUGGUGAGUCAAAAACUCCUGAUGUUUUCAAUUUUGAAGAUAGAAGAUCUUUAUAA